GAUUGCCACCAGAGUCUUGUCAGGUUCACCGUCAUAGGUAUCGUAUGGUUAAUAAAUAAUACUUAAUCGGAAGAGAAGAGAGUGGUACUAAUUUGGAAUUUGGAAGCUGCUGCUGGGAUUCCACGACGAAGAGAAGAGCAGUUUGAGGAGGGUCCUCAGAUUAUCAAACUGGUGGUACCACUAGUAGUGAAUUUGGCAAAUGGGAAAGAUUGAAGAAGAGGAAGAAGACAGCAAUUUCAAUGGCGGGUUGGGCGGCAACGGACAAGAUUUUUCAGGAAGCACUCCCACCAUAUUUCCAGAACUCAAGUAUUAUUGCUUACAGUUGCUUGAACUCCUCCACAACCCUCACAAGCAGAGGAAGAACAAUUCUUCUUCUUCCUCGCCUCCUUGUCAACUCCUCCAGCUUCUUCGUUGCUCCCCUGCAUCUUCUCUCCAGCCUUUCUUCGACUACAUAUUGUUUCCUUUGCUGCUUCUGUUGGAUGCAGCAGUGGGUUGUCGAGCUUUGCCUAAAGGUGAUGAUCCUGAUGGAAGUUCAUUCAUGUCUGGUGCCCCCAAAGCUCCCCCCCAAGUCAGUGAUCAUGUAGCUGAAGCUGUGCUUGAUUGUCUGGAGGAACUUCUCACUAAAUGUGCUUUGGGAUCUGUGGAUCAGGCUUCUUCUUCUUUAAAGCAUGAAGCUAACAACUGGUUGUGUUCCAAAGAGAAUGAUUCUCCUCUCACUCAAUAUUGUACUACCCUUUUCUGUGAUGGGAUUUGUAGUGCCCCAUUUGAGCCUGUCCAAAGGACUGUACAAUAUUUACCUCACGUACUCAUUAGAUGCUAAAGAUCCCGUCUAAGAUUACUCUGGCUUACUACGGGGUAGUAUUAUUGCAAAUGCAGCAGUGCAGUCUGUAUAUGGUUGUCUUGCUGAAGAAACUGACUAGUGGUGCAUUACUUUCUCCAUCAGAAGCACCGGAAGAAUUCCGUGUUGGCAUAAUAAAAUGUUUCAGAGCCUUGCUACUUUGUCUGGAUCCUUGUAUUGAUGAGUUGUGCCAAUGUAAACAAGUUGUUGGUUUGCCUGUACAACUAGUUAGAAAGGAUUCUGUCUCAAAACCUGCUUCAGAGGCAGAGCAAUGUUUGCUUGCAUUUCUCCAAUCUGAGUCUGCUUCAGCUGCUGUUGGACAUUGGCUAUCACUUCUUCUUAAGGCUGCUGAUGUGGAGGCAGCACGAGGGCAUCGAGGCAGCGCAACACUUCGCGUGGAAGCUUUCAAAACACUUCGUGUGCUUAUUGCUAAGGUUGGUAAUGCUGAUGCAUUGGCUUUCUUUUUACCAGGUGUCAUUAGUCAGAUUGGCAAAGUUCUGCAUAUGUCCAAAACAAUGGUUAGUGGGGCUGCAGGAAAUACUGAAGCUUUAGACCAAGCAAUCCGGAGUUUGGCAGAAUUUCUUUCAAUUGUUCUGAAGGAUGAUCAAAAUCUUCCUAGUCUUAGUCAAUUUCUGAAUGAUAGUAUUGUCCAUCACAUAAGCAAGGAGAAGCCCCUUGUUUCCUUUCUGGAUGAACUUCGUCACCUGGCUUCAAAGACUCAAGAUCAGGGUGAAGUUGUGGUUCACAAUGUGAGCGAAGCUGUUCAAAAGAGUACAUCAAUGCCUGACAUCAGAAAGAGUGUGAGUGUGAAUCCUGAAGGAAUGAGAGGGGCUUUUCGUGUUGAACGUUCAAAGGAUUGGAUCAUCAAUGCUUCAGCUCACAUAAAUAAAAUCUUGUCUAAAACUUUUCCCCAUCUUUCUUGUCAUCCAUCGAAGAAGGUGAGACUGGGAAUUUUAGCAGCCAUGCAGACACUUUUAUUAAGUUGCAGUUACACAUUAAGAGGAAGCAGAUUGUUGCUUUUGGAAUGCAUUUGUGUUCUUGUUUGUGACGACUCUGAGGAAGUAUCCUCUGCCGCACAGGCGUUCUUUGGAUAUUUGUUUUCAUCAAAUAGGGAACAUCUGGAACAUGAUUUUGAUGCCAUCUUCAGCAGGCUCAUUGACAAGAUUCCACAUGCAGUGUUGGGAAACAAUGAGUCAAUGGCUCUAUCACAUGCCCGGAAGUUACUUGUAGUGAUAUAUUUCUCAGGUCCACGAUUUGUGGCCAUCCACCUACUUCAGUCUUCUGUGACUGCUGCUCGAUUCUUGGAUAUUUUUGCCCUCUGCCUGAGUCCAAAUACCACAUUUUCCGGCUCACUUGACAAGCUUGUUGCAGCAAAACCACCUUCAGCAGGGUAUAUGCAUUCGAUUGCAGAGAUGAAAUCUAUGAGGAAUGCUGGUUCUGAAGGUUUCGAGUCCACUGAAACCACCAAAGUACCUUACCCACCAAAAAAUGUGUCAAAUGCGUAUGUGCUGCCAGGCUUGCCACCUUGGUUCGCUUAUAUAAGUGGUCAGAAGCUGUAUAAGGCGCUUGCAGCAGUUCUUAGACUUGUGGGAUUAUCAUUGUUUACAGACUCCCAAAAUGAAGGAUCUCUCUCUGUCACGAUUGAUAUUCCCCUUGGUUACUUGCGUAAAUUGAUUUCUGAGAUUCGGACUAGGGAAUGCAGUAUGGAAAGCUGGGAGUCUUGGUAUAAUAGAACGGGAUCAGGACAGCUGGUGCGACAGGCUAGUACUGCUGUAUGCAUUCUAAAUGAAAUGAUUUAUGGUCUUUCAGAUCAAGCAAUAAGUAGCUUUGGAAGAAUGUUUCAGCACUCCAAUUUGAAAUGGCAAGAGAUUGAGGAAUGUGAUGCAAAUGGUUAUGCUCAGCCGUGCAAGUGUGAUCAACCUGUGCCAGAUAACAACCUUUGGCAUGUUUGUAACCAUAGCAGGGCUAGGAAUAACUUAAUUCACAGUAUUGGGAGUGUAUUACAUGAAUAUCUUUCUCCUGAAGUGUGGACUCUCCCACUUGAUCAUACAGAUUCUAGUCUACAGUCUUAUAGUGGCGGCAGAGCUUUAGCUUUGCAUUUCUUCAAUGAUAAUGCUGUGCUUCACCAGGUUAUCAUUGAAGGAAUUGGUGUCCUCACAAUGUGCCUUGGGAAAGAAUUUUCUUCUUCUGGGUUUCUUCACUCCUCUCUCUUUAUGUUGCUGGAGAAUCUUAUAUGCUCUAAUUUUGAAGUUAAAAGUGCAUCUGAUGCUGUCUUACACAUUAUGGCUGCUACACUUGAUUACCCAACGGUGGGCCAUUUAGUUCUGGCAAAUUCAGACUAUGUAAUAGACUCAAUAUGCCGGCAACUGCGUCAUUUGGAUCUUAAUCCUCACAUGCCAAACGUACUUGCUGCAAUUCUUUCCUAUAUCGGAGUAGCUCAUAAAAUACUACCGUUGUUGGAGGAGCCGAUGCGCGCUGUUUCUUUGGAACUUGAAAUUCUUGGCAGACACCAGCACCCAGAUUUGACUGUUCCCUUCUUAAAGGCAGUGGCAGAAAUAGGUAAGGCUUCAAAACAGGAGGCCUGUACUCUGCCAAAUCAAGCAGAAGCAUUAUACAAGGAUAUCAAAUCCAACAUUUUAGAUUUAGAGAAGAGAAAAGGGAAUGAGUUUUGUUCUUCAAGAUCAUCCAUUGAAGUUGAUGCAACUGUGGAAUUCCCAGAAUCUGAGGUGGGUAUCUGUUACAAUCAUGACAGUAGACAGAUACAGCAUUGGGAAUCAGUUCUGUUCAAAUUGAAUGAUUCUAGAAGAUGUAGGAGUAUAGUUGGAUCAAUUGCUGGUUCUUGUCUAAUUGCUGCUGCUCCUCUUCUCGCUUCAUCUAUGCUAGCAGCUUGCUUGAUAGCUCUUGAUGUAAUUGAGGAUGCCAUUGAGACACUUGCCAAGGUGGAAGAUGCCUACAAGCUUGAGAAGAAAGCUAAAGCAGCACUUCAUCAAAUCUUCGACUUGUAUUCACUUCAUAACCUUCGAGAUGCACUAGAUGCAGCUGAGGAUGAAGCUGGAGAGAACAGAUUGCUUCCUGCAAUGAACAAAAUUUGGCCUUUCUUGAUUGCUUGUGUUCGAAAUAAGAAUCCAGUGGCUGUCCAAAGGUGUUCAUGUACAAUUAGCAACAUGGUGCAAAUCUGUGGAGGAGAUUUCUUUUCUCGGCGUUUUCACACCAAUGGGAUCCACUUGUGGAAACUUCUAGGCUCAUCCCCAUAUGAGAAAAAGCCCAUUUCAAGAGAGGAUAGAACUCCUUUGCAGCUUCCUUAUGGGAGCGUUUCCUUCUCUUCUGAGGGCAGUGUAGCCGAGCUAUCUGACCUAAAAGUUCAGGCAGCGGUGCUCAACAUGAUUGCUGAUAUAGCUAAGAAUAAAAGGAGCGCUUCGGCUUUAGAGGCAGUCCUGAAGAAGGUUAGUGGUCUUGUAGUAGGAAUAGCUUGUAGCGGUGUUAUGGGUCUUCGAGACGCGGCUAUAAAUGCUCUUGUGGGUCUCGCAUCCAUAGACCCCGAUCUUGUUUGGCUUCUAGUAGCUGAUAUAUACUUGUCGCUAAAGAAAAAAGAUGUUCUUUCACCACCGGGCAACGAGUUUCCAGAAGUAUCUCAGAUCCUGCCUCCACCUUCAUCGUCUAAAGGGUACCUCUACUUUGAAUAUGGAGGGCAGAGUUAUGGGUUUGACAUUGAUUUUUCAGCUGUGGAGCAUGUGUUUAAAUUGCUGGAUGGGCAAUAUUGUACAUGACAUGGGUUGUAUAAUGUACAGAACUGUUUUAGCUGAAUGGGGAAGGAGGAGGGUUAGUAUGGUCAAACAGUGUAUAUACUUGAUCCAAACUUUUUAUGUCCGGUAUCCUAGCCGAGACAAAGGCCCUCUGUUAGUUUGGGGUUAAGAGUCUGUGGAGACCUUGUACUAUAAAAUGGAGGGAAUGAAGCUUUGAAAAGUUGGAUCCAAUCUUUCAGAUGUAGUAGUUCUGUAGUCCAAUGAAUCAUCCUAUCAAUCUGGAGGUAGCAAAUUAUUGAUAACAUUUUGCGUA
Coffea arabica (coffee) is the source of this 4894-nucleotide messenger RNA. Lineage: Eukaryota; Viridiplantae; Streptophyta; Magnoliopsida; Gentianales; Rubiaceae. The record is from RefSeq and is a predicted model, not a curated record.